Perca fluviatilis (European perch) is the source of this 2272-nucleotide messenger RNA. Its product is annotated as protein Daple. The coding region runs from base 202 to 1173 and encodes 323 amino acids. The record is from RefSeq and is a predicted model, not a curated record. The transcript has 8 exons. Lineage: Eukaryota; Metazoa; Chordata; Actinopteri; Perciformes; Percidae.
AAAACAGCAGCUUGGAUUAAUGCUUAAACUUGCCCUCUGUAGGUGCGACUGUCUGUACAGGAAGAGUGAAACAUGGCAGGAAAUGUGCACACUGUCUCCUAUCUGACCAUGCGGGACACACCUGCCCUGCCCUAAGGAUCAUGGGAAAGUGGAAGAAGCUUUAGAGUGGGAUUGGAGAGAGCAUUUCAAACACCGGUGAGCAUGAGGAGGUUUUUCCGAGCACACAGGGACGAAGACUACAGUCAGAUCCAGUAUCUGACGGCAAAGUGCACCCGCCUGGCUUAUGAUAAAGUGCUCGACAGGGAGUUUCUGAUGUCCAGAGACAGGGAGAGGAAGCUGCAGAAUGAUCUGGAAGCUGCGACAGCUCGACUCCUCCACCAGCAGCAGCUGAACAUGGAGCUCAGGAUGAGAGAGGACCAACUCAUCAGCAGGAUCCACCAGCAACAGGACCUGGUGAACUUGCUGCAGCAGCGCGUGGUCCUGCUGGCGGAGGCAAGCUCCCAGGACGCGGAGGUGCUGCGGCAGGUCAGCUCAGAGAUACUGUGCCUGCAGAGCUCCGAGGUGAAGCUGGAGGGCCUGGUGGAGGAGCUGCAUGCUGAGGCCCAACACAGAGCUGUGGUGGCAGAGAGCCUCGAGACAGAGCUGCACAGUGAAGCCCGGCGCAGAGCUGCGCUGACAGAGAGCCUGCAGGCAGAGCUGCGCAGUAAGACAGUGGAGCUGGAGGAGCUACACGACACCAACCGAACUUUGAUAGAAAAUCUGAAGGAUUUACGCUCCACUCAUCAGAAGGAGGUAAGGGAGCUGCAGCAGCAGAAUGAGGGGAGUCUGAGGAAACUGCAGGGGACAGCGGAGCAGUUUGAGUGGCUCUGUCAGCAGCAGCGCUACUGGAUGUGCAGUAUCAAGAAAUUCAAAGACUGCCUGAUGGAGGAGAGAGACGCUCUGCUGCAACAGGUCAUCAAAUUGAAAAAGAAGGUUGAGAAACAUGAUGACAGUCCCACACAGAGCGUCGUCUGUCCCCUAAAGGACACUCAAAGCUGUGACGGCAGUAUAACAUCAUGGGAUGCAGAUGCAGUGGCUGACCUGGAGUCUCAGGUGGAGAAGUCAAACAUGCCGUAUGCGGAGCUCUUUAACCAGGCAGGGAGCCCUAUCAACGGAUACCAAAAACCUCCUUGAGGACAGAAGCCUGGAGCCUGGCCUCGUCUUCUUUUUCUCUCCCCACCUUCUCCAGAAGAUAACCACUAGAUGUUUGUGUGUGCGGUUAGCUUCGUGGAAUACUUCCCAGUCAUUGUCGCAAAAACCCCCCAAAAACUUGGAAAAACAUACCUGUGAACCCAUACAUUUACUUUUUGACCCCACUAUUGUUCACCUGUCUUGAAAAGAAUCUGCUUCGUGAUAUAUGACUGAAUUAAAACACUGCACAGUGUGCUGCUGUCCUCCUUUAACUGAGACACAUGCACAUCACAUGUGGCCAACGCUCCUAUAGUCACAUUUUCCUGUAAUUGUCCAUUAUUCAGACCUUGUAAUCAACACCACUAACAAGAGCAAAAAACCACCUGAGAAUGUUUUCUCUUUUGUUGUUUUUCCAAUGAAUCCUCACAGGGGAAGCAGCAGCUGGUGUGCAGACGACACAACAAACUGUGUUGUUGAGAUUAAAAUGAAGCUCCGCUGAUUGUUCCCCCCACUGAGGACCUGGUACAUCUCGACUCUGAUCAUCAGGUCUCCUCACUUAUCGCUUGUCAGCAAGAAUCUAAAACGUAUUCGAGGUGAUAUCGGCUCAGAUAAAUGAACCAUAUGAUGCCUACAUGGUCUGUACAAUGUACAGACAAAGCAAAUGUUUGGGAAUACAUCUGAUGCACAGAUAUGUCACAUUACAUAUUUAACUAUGUAUUAAGGCUGCAACUAACGAUUAUUUUAUCAAUGAAUUGAUUGAUCGAUUGGUCUAUAAAAUGUCAGAAAAUACUGAAAAACGUCCAUCCCAGUUUUUCAAAGUCCAAGGUAAUGUCUUUAAAUUUCUUGUUUUGUCAGUCCAAAGCUAGUCUCUAUCGACGACGUUCCACUUCCGGGAUUGUUCCCAACAAUGUUCAGAUUAAUAACAACAGAAAAGUUCAGGAAAACCCCAUAUUUGAGAGGAUGAUCUGUUAUUUUUGCAUAGAAAAUUGCUUUUAAGGUAUGUAUUGUAACUGUGUCAUAUAAAAAAAGUUAUGUUCAUAUAAAACUCAUUUGCAUUCACAUUUUAUCAACGCCACGUUGCUAAUAAAAUAAGUACAACUGA